CGUCUGCUAAGUUGGUGACGUCAUUAAUCUCGUAGUCAUAAACGCGACCGGGAUCCAUUUCAAAUUUUAUAAAUGGCUUCUUCCUCUUAUUUUAUAAGUAAUUUAGAAAAAAUCCGUUAGAAUCGCUGCCAAUGAGAAACGAGAAUCGAGUCACGAUAUUAAGAAAUUCCCUUCUGGCCACCCACAUUUAUUAUUUAUAAAUAUAUACAUGCGUUAUAUGAAAAUGUAAUAAAAGACCUUCACUUUAUGUCUUGUUUUUUCCCUAACUUCCUUCAGCAAAGAUGUCCAUGAUCUCUCACGUCACGUUAGCUGUGGCGUUACUCUAUGUGACGGUGAGUUCAGUAUCCUCUUCUGAUACAAGUCUUUGUGAUUCCAAUAAAUUUCCCAAAAAGAGAUUAGUGUGCGUAUAUAGAGAAGAUAAGUCGUUAACGAAACUAGAUCCAUGUCUUUGUAAUUAUAUUUUAUAUGAAGCCGUCGACUUAAAUGGAACGUACGAACUUAUCGAUCCUAAAAACGGAUUUCAAUCAUUAACUGAUUUGAAGAAAAUAAACCCGUCCUUACAAAUUAUCAUAACUUUAAGAAGAUUAGAUUUAAUAUCUCAGAUAAAUGAUUCCGACAUAAAACUGCUGGCAGAAGAAAUUAGAAAUUAUCUCCAUCGACACGAUUUGAAUGGGAUUAAUUUAGAAUGGAAAUAUACAGCAGCAAAUGAAGAAGAUUCGCUGGAGGAAAUCAGUCAUAAAUUCACAAAUAUUGUACAGCAAUUAAAUGAUACUUUAAGAAACACAUCAAUCAUCGGAGGGAAUUAUCCAAUAAUUACAGUUACUAUUAGCAAUUACCCUCACAUACUUGAAAGAGGAUAUGAAUUUCACAAUUUAUCCAAAUUCGUAAAUUUUUUUAAUCUGCCAGCGUUUCGAUUUGAUCAUCAUCCAGAUAACGUUGUUAGGCAUCUUAGCAGACUCCAUGGAGUCGACGACAUGGAGAAUGUUGAUUCAAGCGUUGAUUUACUUCUCAGUUUGGAUGUUCCUAAAGAAAAACUGAACGUCGGAUUUCCUACUUUUGCAAAAGCUUACGUCUUAAAAAAUGAAAGUCUUACAGUUCCUGGAUCACCAGCUACUGCUAUUGGAAAUGAUACAGAACCAGCUACUUGGAUUUUAACUCAUUCUCAAUGGUGUUCUCUGUCAAAAGAGGGAAACUGGACAUUCGAGAGAGAGAGGGAUCAAACAGCUCCUUAUGGAUAUAAUGGACCUCUUUGGGUCGGAUUUGACGAUGAAAUUAGCUUAAAACUAAAGGCAAGAUAUGUAUUGUUGAGAGAUUUAGGAGGCGUUACUGUGUGGUCUAUUAAUGAUGACGACGUGAAAAAUGUUUGCGGAGAUGGGAAUUUUCCACUCAUAAAGAGCGUCAGAGAAAUUUUAAACAAUUUUAACGAAAACGUGAACAAAAUUGAUGUAAACGACGAGGAGACUUCGGAGUCGCAAAAUGUGGAAGUUGUAAAGAGAAGCAGCAUCGUGAAGAGAGCGGGAGAGGUUGGACCCGAAAAUAAAUUUCUCUGUCAUCGUAGAGGAUACUUUCGACAUCCGGAAGAUUGUUCCCUGUUUUAUCGUUGCGUUAAACCUCGACUUCUACGUGAUAGAGCUUAUAUCUUAGUUUACGACUGUCCCAGAGGAUUAGUGUACGAUGAAAGAUAUGAGAUUUGCAACUGGCCAUCUUGGAGUCCUCCCUGCGAUGGAUCGGGAGAAGUAUUUCCAGUUCCAAGAAAACGUUUCAAUUGCCCCGGAGUAGGCUAUUUUCAAGAUCCAGAAAAUUGUAGAUGGUUUUAUUACUGUUCUGUUUUUGGUAAUGGUGUUCCUCGAGCCUACGAGUUCAGAUGUCCAUUUCCUUUAUUGGGUUUCGAUGAAGAAAAACGAAUGUGUAAUUGGAGAUGGCAAGUACCCGGUUGUCAAAUGGAUAACCGUUAUAGGUCGAGACAGGGCCGUCAGAGGCGCCCGUCUUCCACCGCAGCCACUGAAAAUACUCAAACUCUAACUUCACCAGGAUCUUCUAUAGGCCCUAUUGGACCUUUAGGUCCUAUCGGUCCCGUUUUAGGGUCCACAACAUUUGACUUACCUCGUCGUCCAUUCGAUUUCACUCGUCGCCCAUUUGAUUUCACUCGCCGUCCGUUUGAUUUAACUCGCCGCCCCUUUGAUUUUCUUUCACGACGUCGACGUCCGUUUGGGGUGAGUAGAUUCUAUCCACAGAGACCAACACUUUUAUCCAUAACAACUUACGACGCAGACAAUCUUCCUAGACUUACUUACAAUUUUAACCAUCGUCCGGCAAGUAGAUACAGUCAUCCUUCUAUCGGUAAACAGACUGUAACUCUUCCCCUAGAUAAAAACAUCGACAGUGACAAAGAUAACGAUAAAGAUGACGAAGAUUUCGGAGAUGAAGAUGACGUUUCAGAAACAAAAGAUAGUAACGAUGAUUUAGAUGAGGAUAAGGAAAGUACUAAACCUCUCCCAGCCUCCGCUCCUGUUAGAAAAGAAGAAGUGAAAUAUAACUAUGAUGAAAAACCUCAAGAAGAAAAUGUGCAUGAAGACCCACCUCCGCCUCAAGAUCAACAUCCGAGAUAUGUAAGUCAACCAGACCCACCUCCGCCUCAAGAUCAACAUCCGAGAUAUAUAAGUCAACCAGACCCAAAUGAUUAUAGCAGAUUAACUUACAGUUACCCAACUGGACAGUAUCAGCCACCAGCGAGUGAUCGACCCGGUUUGAUGAUUACUGUAAAACGGCCAACACCCGUGGUUACACCUCAGUAUUAUUAUCCGAAUGAAUUACCUUAUAACGGAUUUACUUCACGUUCUGGCCCUAGAGAUUUUACCAUUAAAUUUGAAUUACUUCCUAGAAAUAAUCAUCUAAAUGGUUUUUCUCUCUUCGGACGUAGAAGUGGCAUCACACCUCCCGUUCAAAAUACUGGAUCUUCUCCAUUCAUACGUAUCGAUUUCCCUCCUUUGCAACAAGGAUUGCUACGAAGAUCGUCCGCAGAUCCAAAAGAUACGAUUGAUAAAGAGUCAUACACUAAGGCUUCUAUCGAUGACAAAGAUAUAAAAUACAGCAGAGCUUUUUCUCUGACCGAAGAAAAAUCAAAUAAAACAUCUGAAAAAAGUUUAAUUUACGUCACUCCUAAUGGUUUUACCAAUGUAAGGCCUUCUGGAUCUUUUCCAUUUGUAGAAUUACCUCUAAAUCCUAAAAUUCCAGGAAAAAAGAAAGACUUAACUGAACAACCUGUUAAUGAAUAUACGGAAAAUAAAGGUGAUGCAAAUUGGAAAAUUAUUCCAACUUUGCAACAUUUAAUGGAAACUUUGAGUGGUUUUGUGACUAAAACAACCCCGGAAACGCCUGUUGCUGAUAGGAGGUUUGAUAGAUUUGGGUUCGGAGCUCGUAUCCGUGGAGGCGGAGGAGGAGGAGGAGGAAGAAGAUCCAGUCGAGGUAGAACUAGAACCACAACAUCUGCACCUACAACUACAGAAGCAAUAGAAGAUGAAGAUAUAACGUCAACUACUGUUACCACGAUAGAAAGUACGACCGUAACGACUCAGAUUCCAACCACUAGUAAACCUUUAAGAGGAAGAGGAAGAGGUUACACUUAUGAAAGAGGAACACAGAGAGGAUUCGCGGAUUACAACGAUUAUACUGAUGAUCCAUAUUCAAAUUACGAUAGAAACUCUCGACGAAGAAGUCAAACUAGAGGAAGAGGGAGAGGAAGAGGAAGAGGACGGACUACUACCCCGUUACCAACAACGACCGAAUUACUAGAAACUACUACGAUGACAACAGAAAUUCCGACGACGACAACAACAACGACAACUACGACGACAACGCCAACUCCAAGGCAAAGAGGACGCGGAAGAGGAAGAGGAAGGAGUAGAGACAGAGGAAGAAUUGAUGAACCUACAUCUAGUAGGAAACAAACUACUAUAGAAAUUUCAUCAACCGAAUCGUCACAUAUAAAUACAAUUAUCCCUACUGAAAAUACACUUAUUUCCACUGAAAAUCCAGAAAUCACAACUCAGACUGUUCCCAUAGAAACUACGGCCAGCGAAAAUUUAUUCAAUAUAACUGCCGAUGUGGAUGAAAUAGACACUGAAAAUAAUCAAACCGAAAUCAAUGCCACUCUUAGCGAAGUAGAAUUGGAUAAUGAGAUAUUGAAUAUUUUAAAUAAUAAUAAUUUAUUGGAAAACAUAACCUCAAAUGAUUUGCUCGUUAAGAAAAUAUUAAACGUUUCUAACGAUUUAUUUAAUUAUAGUGAACCACUUAAUAUCACUGACGAAUCGUUUUACAAUUUUACUACUGAACUAAUUCUAAAUAUUACCAGUCAGAUUCCUGAAUCAAAUUUUUCAGCUAUUGAUAAUGCUUCAAACACAUCUGAUAUAGUGAACAAUAAUAGUGUAAAAAAUGAAAAUGAUUCCCUUACUAUCAGUAAUAAUGAACAUGUGGAUAUUAAUAAAAGAGUGGACGAGAAAAUAGAAAAUGAAAAUGAUUUGAUUAUCACUAUUGCUCCUAAAACUGAUAUAAUUGAUACUACAGAAAAAAUCAAUAAAGAAACUGUGUUAGAGGAACCAAAAACAGAACUAAAUAAAUUAGAAAUUACAACGCAGAAAGCUAGUACUACCACCACCACUACAACUACUACAACUACCACUACUCCCUCCACCACUACCACUACAACCACCCCCUCCACUACUACCACUACAACUACCCCUACCACCACCACCACCACCACAUCUACUGCUGCCUCUACUACCACUGAAGGAACGACUACAAAGCCAACAACAAAGAAACCAAAGCGAGGAUGGGAUGACAAUUUCACAACUCCUAAAUCUGAGUUUGCUAGAAGGACCAGAACAAGAACUAGAUCUUCAUCACGACAGACAAGAAAACAAACCCCAUUAGCUCGCAUUCCUGUCACUACUACUACUACAACGACCACUACUACUGCUACACCAUACAAUGUAGAUUACGUACAGCCUCAAACAUCUUCAGCGCCUAGAUCUUAUCAAUAUGAACCCGAAGAAGAAGGCGAAGAAGAAGAUGAGUACGAGGAUGAUGGAUAUAGCUCUACCGAUUACGUCACUCCACAAACUAGACAAUUUAGAGGACCUCAAAGUAGUACAUACAGGACGACAGAAAACUAUGGCAAUACUCGAGUUCAGCAACCACAAAUGACAAAUGUUAGAAAUCGACCUCAAACUCCGAAGACGUUUUCGGAUGAAGAUUUAGAAGAUAUUUCAGAUGAAGAUUACAUCGAUGAUGAUUACUUAGUUGAUGACAAAAAAUCUCAAGUUAGGCCCACAUUCGUAGACCCAAUAGACAGUCAACAAUACGUCACUAAAGGUGUCCAAAAACUUAAUGGAUACGGAAACAUAGGUCAAAUCCAAUAUGGAGCACCUCCCCCUAGAAACAUAAGACCUGGACAACCUGAAAUAUCUUACGGAAUAACAACUUCUCGACCUAAGUAUUCGUACGAAGGUCUGCUAACAGGAGAGCAUCGCAGUACAGAUCCAUCUCAGCAAUUCAGAAAGAGGUUCCAUCCUGCAUCAUCAACCAGAAUCUAUACGUCUCAACCAUACACUACAUCUCAGUCCGGUCAGUCAGGAAUUUAUUAUUCGACUCAGCAAUUUAGAAGGCGAACAGAUGGACAAUUUUACGAUCCAUCCACAACAUUCAGCAGAAGAAUGGAUGAUGUCGAAGAGAUUCAAGAUGAUUUAUCGAAUUCUAACUUAAAUCGAGAAGGGAAGGAUCUGAAAUUGCCAUUCAAUCAGGAAGAAACACCAGAAAAAGGAUUAAAUCCCGAUGUAAAUAAAGUGUCUGCAAGAACUCCGAAAAAUAUCGAAUUUCCAGCUGCUUCUACCGUUUUUAAAUACAUACCUAAACUGACACCCCCACCAGAUAAAAGGCCGGAAGAGAAGACCAAUCUUCCUUUCGUAGUGACAUCAAAAACAAACGACACACGUAACGAAAUACCAGAAAUCGCUUGCACGAGGCCGGGACUUUUCUAUCACCCGGACGAUUGUAACAAAUUCUACGAAUGCUAUUGGGAUAAAUGGAUAAAAAAAUUCACCCUUCACAUGUUCGAGUGUCCCAUUAAAUUAGCAUUCGACGACAGGAUAUACGGAUGUAAUUCUAUCGCUCUAGGCCCUUGUGAAAAGAACAAACAACCCAAACAACCUUCUACUUGAUGUUCCCUAAAAAAACACAUCCUUAAAAUAAAUGACGCGAUCCGAUGUACAUAAUGGACAUUAAACGAAGUGGAUGGCAUUGAAGCGAAGGUGAGGAUGUAGAAUGAUACGAAGAUUACUGUGAUUUGAAGCAACGACCAUUAAACAUUUCCAAAUUAAUUUUUAAUUGGGUACAUAGAUGUUACCUUCCAAAAAUAAUAUUUAACGAAUUUAUUAUUUUAUAUAUAUAAAUAUAUUUCAAUUAGUCUAGUUACUCAGUUUCACAUAAAUUAAAUAGUUUAUAACUCUCUCCAACGAACUGAAAAGUUUCGUUAGUAAAUCGUUUUCAAUGAUUUCUGUUGAACAGAAUUAAUUAUCUGUAAAAAAAUAUAUUGAAUUUACUAUGUAUAUUGUUCGUUUUCUGUGUUAUAAUAAAUAAAAUUUGUUUUUAUAAACCGAAAAUAUGUUUGAAAAUCCCGAAUAGAUUAUGACGUUUCCAGGAUGCUAUAAUGUAACAACAGGUUACUUUUCCGGCUGUUAUAACAUAUUAUAAUAGUGUGACAUUUGACCUUCCGGAUUUUUGAAAUCACGUUUUGACAUUCCCUGAACCCCAAAAAGUAAAAUAACGGGUGUAUGUGUGUCUUUGUGUGUGGGCGUU
Centruroides sculpturatus (bark scorpion) is the source of this 6852-nucleotide messenger RNA. RefSeq lists its product as uncharacterized. The transcript has 9 exons. The record is from RefSeq and is a predicted model, not a curated record. Gene Ontology annotation, biological process: carbohydrate metabolic process; chitin catabolic process. Bases 282 to 6215 code for a protein of 1977 amino acids. Gene Ontology annotation, cellular component: extracellular region. Gene Ontology annotation, molecular function: chitinase activity; chitin binding. Lineage: Eukaryota; Metazoa; Arthropoda; Arachnida; Scorpiones; Buthidae.